CCUGCAGAUUAUGCUUACGGAGAUCCCUCUGUCGACCUGACGGCCGAAAAUUGAAAAACGACUGAAGGCAGCCAGAAAAACGCCAAGGAGCGUCCCUGUUUAUUCAAGUGGCACACGUUGACGAUCGUAUAUAUAUAGAGUAGUCGGCGACUACUCUAAAGAAUUGGCAUUCUUUGCCAGGGCUUCGAGGAAAACUCUUCACAUUAGAAAGGGAUUUUGAAAAGCGGAGCUGGGCCAUGUGUACUACCGGAUGAGACGGGCAAGGCAGUUAGGAGGCUUCUGACUCAGAACUCAGCCCUGCAUCCAUCGUGGCAAAACCCAGGGACUUGGUAAUCCCGGCUACUGGAGCCAUCAAACGGAGAGGAACGCCCCAAGAGAAACUCUAAGAAUGGGGAAUAUCCAACGCCCAGCAUCAAUCCAGCUCGGCUUGAAGCAUCGCCACGGCAGCGUAGGACAUCAGUCAAGGGCGACAAAUCUGACGAGCGUUACCGGUGAAACUAAUUAACUGCAAUCUCUCCACUAAACCACUUCAAGCUAUGUGAGGGGCGUAACAUUCAGCAGUUUCCGCGUUCAUUUCACAUAAUUUAAUUAGAGCAGACAACCAGCGGCUGAUCGCUGAUUCGUGUUCGAAACGUCUUCCUCUUUCUCGUCUAAUGAAGUUGAAACGGAAUCGUACGGAGGCGAAAGUAAAAAAAAAAGAUGAUUCAAUGAGGACCCAAAGAACUUCAUGUGACCGCCUUUUCCUUAUGUCGGAAACGAAGGCAUGUUGCAAUUUUCAGGAGCAUAAAAAUGCAGGAUUUCCUGUACUUUCACAUUGUUAGACAAUGUAAAUGACCCGUUUACUUGGAUAUAGCGACAUAAGGGAUUUCAGGAUGAGGUGGCGCCUAUCUUCAGCACUUCUUUUAAUACUUUUAUUGCCCGGACUAUUUACACUCACAAGUGCCAAAUCACGGCACUACCGUGAGGACGGUAUUACGGGGGCUAGCGAAGGAGAGCAAAUUGACCUGAGCUCCGAAGAGUCACCUAGGGGAACAGUGCAGGAAUUUCCUAACGACCUAAGAAACACCCAACAGCAUCGGUCAGCAUCACCAAGCGUACGAAAUGGAGACGAGCAGCAGCCGAAACAGCAAGAUGAUGAUGUUUCACUUCAAGAUACGGGGGAUCCAUGUGACUCGCGCGAAUGCGGCCGCUGGCGUGAGUGCAUCGUGUCCGACGAAGGGGACGCUGAAUGUGUCUGCCAACGUCGGUGUUCCCCUGGCGGAAGAGGCAAAAAAGUUCUUUGUGGCAGCGACGGUCGAGCCUAUGCAAACCACUGCGAACUACGAAGAGCUGCUUGCCUUUCCAAUGACGAUAUCCAGGUUGACCGCAAAAGGACAUGUUACAAAAAUAAAAACGUUUUUCCAUCAAGGAAACUAUUUAAAGAUCCCGUGUUUAGUGGAUUGCCGAAAAAGCAGUUAGUCGGCAAAAGGACCGCACAGCUAAAAGUGAAGAAAUCAAAAACUACAAAUCGCCAGGUGGAGCCCAAUCUUGCCUGGGUUGAAAUCAGUAGCACGACGACCACGACGACCCAGAAGCCACUGCCCUCCAGCAGGUCAUCCAAAGACUCACUAGAGAUAUCAGCCGAAGAGGAAAUAGAUGCGGAGGAGUCGGGUUUAAUGGAGGACCUUGAAUGUGGUCAACAAGAUUAUGAUUUCAUGAAGGAAAACCUCCUUUUAUUCUAUUCAAAUAAUGGAGAAGUAAAACGUCUUGGGGGCGCAGAUUCAUUGAUGGCGUCAAUGUUCGCUCAUUACGAUAGCAAUGGCGAUAACCUGCUUCAAGCGGAAGAGUUAUGGCGGGCAUCGGAAGAUGACAAAAUGGCCCAGUUGUCACAGGCUUGUAUUCUAGCAGAUAUGUUAGUGUUUGAUGAUGUCGAUAAGGAUGGUACCCUAUCGGUGGCCGAAUUUUACGGAGCCUUCAACAGACUUGACAGCGUGGCUGUGGUAUCGUUGGAGAAACAGCUGGAAGUUUCGUCUGUGCGGGCCCAGGUGGGAGACAACGUUGAGAUGAAGUGCGAUGUUACUGGCCGUCCGCCUCCGCCUAUCGUGUGGCGCAGGCACGGGAUCGACCUCAAUACGCUACAGGAGGAAGAUAUUAAGGUGUUUGCUGAUGGUUCGCUGUAUCUGACGAACGUUCAAUUGGUACAUACAGGCAACUACUCGUGUCAUGCACAAAAAAAUUCCGAUAUUGUGCAGACCCACGUACUGCUUGUUCACACAACGCCGGAGGUACAUGUAAUUCCGCGACUACAAUCACGUGCUCCAGGUGAACUAGCCGAAAUGGAGUGUCAUGUCACAGGAGUUCCUGCGCCCUCUGUGCAAUGGCUUAAAAACGAUGAACCACUUAAAAUGUCUACCCCCCUAUCUUCAAAUUCAGACUCAAAAACGAUUUCCUCAUUUAUGACCGCAGCUGGCGUAAUAGGAUCGGCUAACAACGGCGAUUUUGGGGGCAAAUAUACAGUUGUGGGUAAUGGCACUGCCUUAAUGGUGGCAAAGAUCGGAUACGCUGAUACAGGGGCGUACAUGUGUGUAGCCACAAGUCCUGCUGGAGCAUCGGCUAGAGACAUAUCGUCACUGGUUGUGCAGGACGAACCAGCUCCUACUCCACCUGCAGAGGAGAGGCGUUUUUUUGCGUUCCACGACUGGGGCAUCUCGGUUUACGAUCCUGAUAAUUGUCGCCUUUAUCAUCAGGUUGCCUCUGUCGACAUUAUUCCUGGUACUCAAGAAGCUCUGUGUGCCGAACGUGGUCAUCCAUGCUCAUGGGGACGUGCAAUCAACGUCGCAGAUCGCUACGUGUAUGUUUCGCAGCCAACGCGGGGCCGAGUCCUUGUUAUCUCGCGCGUGCAGAUGGUAGUCGUGGAUGUCGUGGUAACAGAUAAGUACCCGGUAGAAUUGUACUAUGUACCUCAUCUUGAUCAAUUGUGGGUGCUGUGCUGGCGAGGCCCGGUUGACCGAGGCACGAAGACCAUCCAGAUAAUUCGCGACGCCUCUCAGAAGAAGAAGCACCAUACCGUCCAUCCAGAGCCCGUCGAGGGGCACUUCGAUCUCGUGUCGGCGCUGUUCAUUCCGGUUACGUCGGAUCUCGGUUUUCCUUGGAAGUAUAGCUACGUUGUUCAUUCGGGUCAAAAUGGUCUUGCUAAAAUGGACCUACGUGCAAUGAAGUACGUCAGGUCCAUUGAUUUUGGAAAUGUUACUUGCCAUCCUGUUGCGGCCGACUUUGUAGCGCUUGGUGGCUUGAUCGUGGUAUCGUGCGUUGAUCCUGACAGUGGAAUUCCCAGCGGUCAACUUGUUCUUGACUAUAUCACCGACGAGGUGAUCUUGUUCCGGCCAUCUUUAUUGGGAAGGCCUCGGGUAGCACCGGACUCACAAUACGUGGUCACAUUGCAUUCUCCUUCCACGUCCGGAACAUUGUCGCCGGAUCAGCGAGGACAGAACAGCAAUGGCCACAAUAACAACAAUAAUAAUAACAGCCAUAGUAACCAGACAAGUUCCAUAAGUAACGAUGUCACGAUCGUUGUUCAGGCCGUCACCGAUACAGGUCUACAUUUCCUAUUCGACGUCAAAACAACUCUUGCUAUCGCCGAUUUAGCCUUCUUCCCUUCGCGGACUUCGCACUCAUAUGACCUUUACGCAUCAUCGUCCUCAAAAGAAGAUAUCCUUUUAGUAAAUUUGCAAGAUGGCAAAGUCGAGAUGAUCACAGGCAUCGCGCACGCUCUGGAUCCCCGAUCAGCAGAGUGGGGCAAUUCUCGGCGUCCACUGGCGAGCGCCGGCGUAUUCGGUACUUACCUGGUGACAGCCGCUAACGAAGCCGUUUUCGUCAUCAACGGCAAAACGCGCACAGUGAAUUGCGAAAUCGGGAAUGUUGUGCACCCAAGACUACUUGUUUGGGUGCGGAGUCCAUAGGCGGAAAGUAACCUAACCAGCACGUUAGCGGUAAUGGACGCACCAACAGGACAGAGCCCCAACUGUAAUGAGGAGUGUACGUACCCAAACAAUGAUACAUUACGCCGUCGUCUCAACAUGUAUCUAACCAUCUUCCUACCUUGGUGUCAUGAUAAUUCAAAGCAGUAGGGUGAUAGAUAGAUAGAUAGACAGAUAAACAGAUAGAGAGGACUGAAACAGGUAGACAGACCGACAGACAGACAUAAAGAUAGGAUCCCUUUCGGAGCAACAGCUGUGACAGUCUACUGACGACUUGAAACAUCACACAGUUCCCCAAUACCGCUACUGCUUUUACAAUAAGAAGCUGCAGUUCUGUCCCGCUAGUUGGGGACCGUAAAGCCCAUCAUUGGCGUAUGUCACCACUAAAACGCAUGUGUGCGCAUAUGUACCCAGUGAGCAAAGAGAGCGCGACGACUUCAAAAAGUUGUUGCUGCCUUAUGUUAUGAUCAUAUAUUCAAAAAGGAAGAAUACAUAUGUUUAAGGGGAAUUUCAACUUAUGUCAACUAAGCAGAAGGAAUACACCAUGGGUGGUAGGCUAAGGUUUCCGCUACCACAGUGCGUAAUCACUGUUGUAAUCACUACCAUCAAUUACAUCAUCAGCACAUCCUUAUGGCAGAAAGUGGAGGAAAAAACUAGCGAGAGAAAAGGACGUCGGAGGAGCGAUAAUCAAGGAAGUGGACUGCGAAGGAUGAAAAGGGCCACCGUAUGGACUAUCCCGUGUACCUCUGCGAAUUGAUAUCUCUUCUCCAUCCGCCCGUAAAGGACAAGCCCCGUCCAGCCAUGACGUUCUAUGAAUGCGAGGUACGGACUCAUCGCUGUGCUUCUCUGUUCCUCUGAAUGCUUAAACGACCUAUUCUUAGUUAUGAUUCAUGCUUGACGCGAGCAGGUUCAGUAACGAACAGACAGAGGGAUCCUCAUCUGCAUGUGAUUCAUGAUACAUAUACUUCAGUUGGACGAAAUAGGUGUCGUGGCAUGCGCGGUCUCCGGGGUGCCUUACCCACAAGGGGAUGUCCUGUCUCCCCGUUUCUUCUUCAUAGAAACUGGAGCGGCGGCAGAGCUUCGUGCAACUUGUUCGAGUAUGACAUGCGCCAGCCAUUAAAGGCCAAGUAAGAAGCAUAUCAAGUCUUGUUAUUAAGCUCUAUGAUGAUGAUGAUGAUGAUGAUGAUGAUAAUAAUAAUAUUAAUUGUCAAUCAACAUGAAUCGUAUUAUUCUCAGAGACUGAUGCCUUUCUUGUUUCAUAACGGCGGUGAGAUGCUAACCGCGCGUUAUUGCACUGGCCACGCACGUCUAUGGCACACGAGAAUAACAUGCAGAAAUCAAAUACUUGAAUGUAACUGAACCCGUCAAACAUGUAACGCUUAUGUGAACAUCAAAACCAAUGUGAAAAUAUCCAACAAACAAGACUAAACUGACACGGCACAACUGUAGGACAGUAUUGUGUCGUAUCAUUGUCGUACAAAUACCAAUUGUAUUGUCGCUUGGUUUGUAAUAUGACUGUAUAAUUAUAUGUUCGAUCACGUCAACGGCGAGUAACCUGGUAAUAUAAUUUAAAUUAUUCACUAAAACAGUUUUUUUUCACACAGGUUCCGCGGCCCGGUGUCUGUAAAUACAACUAUACAUACAGAAUAGUGCAGAACAAAAAAAUAUAUAUACAAAUACAACUAAUUAUAUAUAUAUAUAUACAUGUGCACCCGUCGUUCGGCCCCCGCUACCCGCGUACGAUGAAUGAGGUUUAUCACAAAUGAUAGAAAUAGAGAAAGCGAGAGGGGGAGAGACAGAGAGAAAGAGACCAUAGUUCUAUCUGUAGACAAAAACAACGGCCCCUCAAUUCCACCAAUCCUCUAUAUACACACGUGUGCUUUAAUAUGACUCUCCCCCUGUGUUGUUCCGCCAGUGCCGUUCCCUGGUCGACUGUAAAGGGAUGCCGUGUGAGUAGUUUAACCCCUGUAACAUUUCGAUUUUAUGUCGAUAGAAUUCGCCGCGCUGCCUGCCAAUACUCGAACCCUAACGAGCAGCAACCUUUGCUAGCACAUCGUUCCCAUAUGGGGAACUAGAAGGAAAUAGAAAAGCGAAUCAGCAGGCGAGCAGAGCGUUUCUCGAUGUGCUCUAUGGCACCGACAUCGUGCCACAGAAGCUACCGAUGCGGCAGUUGCCACAGAAGUGUCCCCGCCGAUGUGAGUGCUUUCGUGGGCACCCCGAUUGGCCCGCCGUUGUCAUUCGACUAUGUCACAGUUGCAAAUAUCUUCGAGUGAGAAACGGAUCGAAGGUACCGAAAACGCCAAAAGAAGGACCGAACUAGAACAGGACGGUGAUGAUAAUGAUCAUCAUGAUGACGCGUUGGCCUGUGGCGCAAUGGUCGUACGUACACGUGUCGUCGAACUGUCCAAAUUCUUCUGGGUGCACAACGCAUUCAGCUGAUCGGAUCGAUAUCCAGUUCAAGUGUCACAGAAGUACCCAAUGGUAUAUAAUAUAUAGAUGUGGGCUGGGUGGACUCUGACUGGAAUAGAUGCGAAAAUAACAAAAAGAGGCCGGGUGUGCAAUACGAUCUAUCUGCACUGGGGCCCAGUGGAAUUUUCGGUGGUCAAUGGGGGAUAUUGCCACAUUCCCUUCAUAAAAUUAUAGUCAUUAUAAAUUAACAAGAACGUUAUGUAAUAGUUGGUCUCUUUUGUAGCACAAAAACCUCUAAGGCCACCAGUCUUAUACGAUUCUUGCCGUGUGGGGCCAUGCAUCGAUUGUGUCACACCGUACUUCAUUGGAUCCCUUCCCCACUUUCUAGUGAUACAUUUUGUAAGACACGAUUGACAGUAACAAUGAUGAUAUAUAAACAAUUCACUGAAGAUGAUAAACGACAAUUGCUAACUGAUAUGACUGAAGGAAAUGCAUCGUAGCAACACCGACAUCAAGCACUGAUGUUCUAUUCCCAGAGAUAAAUCGAAGCUAUUUAUUGGUUCACUAACGAGAACAUUUGAAUCAUAGCCAGUUAGACCAUGGGGUUGGCUGACUGUCUUCGUUCAGAAAUGUCGUUAAAGUAUUGUAAAUCCUUUUUAGCCGGGGUGUAUAUUUUAUAUUCCUAGAAUUAGAAGAUGUCUAGCGGAGUGAUGUGAUGUCGGCGUUGCUAUUCAAGCGAGUGUAUAGCCAUAACGACGACAAAGCGACUGAUGUCUCGAUGCUGACGACGAUAGUUAUUAAAUCUACACCAUAACAUGCGUGAUCACGACCUUAAGUUAGUCUAGAUGAAGUUCUGCGGCCGCUGUUCCCCUUCGUAAUAGCUUUCGGUGGUGAACUCGUAGUGACGCACUCGUGUUGCAGAUGUGUGUGAAACUAUCGAAACGAGUAUAUUACUCCGUUUGCCGAAGUCGAUGUCACCGCAGGCUGUAUAAAAUACACACACGUAACCGUUGCAACGUGAUUUAUAAAAAACAUUAUCGAAAAAAUUCAUAUUCCCAAUGAUAGAAACACAGCAGAUCGCCAUAGUGACAAUUCGUAAACACAACUAAAAAUGGAACACAAAUAUAUAUAGUGUCACCAAACGAAUAAUACGUGGCAAGAAGUUGUCACAUUAUACGAAGGUAGUUACAUUGUAAGGACAAGUAUGAGGAAGCCGUGUGGAGCGGAAGUAAAGCAUUGAUACUUAAAGGCAUUAGAGAAAAAAAAAAACGGAUUAUGACAGUGUCGCGAACAAGGAUCUUAAGAAUGAUGAGGACGAGCAGAUGGUAACAAAUCAAUAAUAAAAUUAAAAAGCUAAAAAUCACACCGAUGUAAAAAGGGUGG
This is a messenger RNA of Varroa destructor (honeybee mite), 7748 nucleotides long. Its product is annotated as follistatin-related protein 5-like. Gene Ontology annotation, cellular component: plasma membrane; neuronal cell body; axon. The record is from RefSeq and is a predicted model, not a curated record. NCBI's taxonomy places the organism in Eukaryota, Metazoa, Arthropoda, Arachnida, Mesostigmata, Varroidae. Gene Ontology annotation, biological process: synapse organization; homophilic cell-cell adhesion. Gene Ontology annotation, molecular function: protein binding; calcium ion binding; axon guidance receptor activity.